CCCCACCUGUUGCUAAGCGACAGGCAGAGGCCUGGUUGUGCCGUAUCCCAAAAUGGCCGCCAGGGGGGCACCGCAGCUUGCUGCUUUAAAAAAAAGAAAAAGAAAAAAACCCAGGGAGGGGGGAAGCGUGGGUUUGACGCAAGCGUGCUGGGACUGGUGCUGUCAGGGAUAGUCGGGUACAUAGUGUUGCUGUGGCGGCAGCGGUUGGGGUUUCCCAGGCGGGGAAGAGGGCCCGAGACGGGGUCUCCCACCUCCCCUUCCCCCCCGCCCGAAAAUGGCGAGCCACUUGCCCCCAUGCGUCGUGGACGGCGGCACCGGAGCAUGGAAGUCCCUACUUUCUUGGCCAGCAUGGAGGCACGUAGACUUUCCAGUUUCUUGUGGCAGAAGUGCUGGGGCUGGGCCAAACCUAGAAAAAGGUAUACAAAACUGGGUUAUGCAGGGAAUACAGAACCACAGUUCAUUAUCCCGUCAUGUAUUGCAAUAAGAGAAUCGGCAAAAAUUGGUGACCAAGCACAGAGGAGGCUAACACAAGGAAUUGAUGAUCUAGAUUUUUUCAUUGGAGAUGAAGCUGUAGAUAAACCUACCUAUGCUACAAAGUGGCCUAUCCGACAUGGUAUUGUGGAAGACUGGGAUCUUAUGGAAAGGUUCAUCGAACAGGUUAUUUUUAAAUAUCUUCGAGCUGAACCAGAGGAUCACUACUUCUUAAUGACUGAGCCACCACUGAACACUCCUGAGAACAGAGAAUACCUUGCAGAAAUCAUGUUUGAAUCUUUUAAUGUACCAGGACUUUACAUUGCAGUUCAGGCAGUGUUGGCUUUAGCUGCAUCUUGGACUUCACGACAAGUUGGGGACCGUACUUUAACAGGAACAGUUGUUGACAGUGGGGAUGGUGUGACCCAUGUAAUUCCAGUGGCAGAAGGCUAUGUAAUUGGCAGUUGCAUCAAACAUAUCCCCAUUGCAGGAAGAGAUAUUACAUAUUUCAUUCAACAGCUCCUAAGGGAGAGGGAGGUGGGUAUUCCACCUGAACAAUCAUUGGAGACAGCUAAGGCCGUAAAGGAAAAGUAUUGUUACAUUUGUCCAGACAUAGUAAAGGAAUUUGCCAAGUAUGAUAUAGAUCCAUGCAAGUGGAUAAAGCAAUACACAGGCAUCAAUGCAAUCAACAGAAAAAAAUUUAUUAUAGAUGUUGGUUAUGAAAGAUUUCUUGGACCAGAAAUAUUUUUCCAUCCAGAGUUUGCCAAUCCAGACUUUAUGGAGUCUAUUUCGGAUGUUGUUGAUGAAGUUAUACAGAACUGCCCCAUUGAUGUCCGGCGUCCUUUAUAUAAGAAUGUGGUUCUUUCAGGAGGAUCCACAAUGUUUAGGGAUUUGGGGCGGAGGCUGCAACGAGACCUGAAGAGGGUAGUAGACGCUCGACUGAAAAUCAGCGAAGAGCUCAGUGGUGGUCGGAUAAAGCCCAAACCUGUUGAAGUUCAAGUGAUAAGUCACCAUAUGCAGCGUUAUGCAGUCUGGUUUGGAGGAUCAAUGCUUGCAUCAACAAGUUUUUUGAAGUAUGUCACACCAAGAAAGAUUAUGAAGAACAUGGUCCGAGUAUUUGCCGCCAUAACCCUGUUUUUGGAGUUAUGUCUUAAUGCUCAUUGUGUGGUGGUGUCUGCUGUUGUGUCUGUUGAAGAUCCUUUUACUGGUGAGGAGAACAAAGCACUUUGUGUAAAUACCAAAACACAACUGUGGGUGCUUGCUUGCCUUGAAGAGGAGUCCUUCAGUCCUUCACAGUGUGCAGUAGAAUAAUGCAUUGCAAUGCAAUGGACAACCCGGAACCAUUUGAACAAAAUAGUGUGCUGACUAUUUGAUCUCUCCCCAGCCAUUAGCUUCUAGGCUUAUGGGCAAACUCCUGUUUGGAAGACUGUGGAAACGGGAAUGGCAGGGAUAAGCCGAAAUGAUGCAAACUCCUUCUGCAACAGAGAACAGUGCUUAACAGUUUCCUACAUUGGCCUCAACCCUGCAGUCCAAUCUGUAAGGAUGAGAUUUUAUGCUUGUAAAUUGCCCCAUUGGUUCCAGUGGGGGCUUGUUGACCCUUAACUGUCUUCGCUGAGCAGAUUAGAUUGCAAAAUGGGGGCCUUGGUUUGUAGAAAAAUUAAAGUACUGUAAACUUGCAAUACAAAUGUUUUAUUUUGGAGAAUUUUGUACUUAUAUGACCAUUAUUGAGGUGGGUUUUCUGGGUGAGCACAAACUGCUAGUGAUGCAUGAAGAUGGUGGGAAUGAUACAGAUUUCCAGUUGAAGCAUGUAAUGUUGGUAGAACAAGAAGACAAUCCAAACAGGCUCUCUUUGAGUAUGUGUGUUUUUAAAAAAUGGUACUAUUAUGUGAGUGAAAUGAAUUUUUAAGCCUCUGAAUAUGCUGUAUGAAGUUUCUUAUUGCUAUUUAUUUAAGUUUUAUUUUUAUUUUUUUAAUAUGGGGAUUUGUGAGGAAUAGUUGGCUGCUGGUGAAAUAAAAGCUG
Rhineura floridana is the source of this 2490-nucleotide messenger RNA. RefSeq names its product actin related protein 3B (gene ACTR3B). The record is from RefSeq and is a predicted model, not a curated record. The coding region runs from base 295 to 1782 and encodes 495 amino acids. Gene Ontology annotation, molecular function: actin filament binding. The transcript has 13 exons. Lineage: Eukaryota; Metazoa; Chordata; Lepidosauria; Squamata; Rhineuridae. Gene Ontology annotation, cellular component: actin cortical patch.